Molecule: messenger RNA, 6744 nt
Organism: Acanthaster planci (crown-of-thorns starfish)
Lineage: Eukaryota; Metazoa; Echinodermata; Asteroidea; Valvatida; Acanthasteridae
Gene: por
Product: cytochrome p450 oxidoreductase
Biological process (GO): response to hormone
Cellular component (GO): cytosol
Molecular function (GO): NADPH-hemoprotein reductase activity; FMN binding; flavin adenine dinucleotide binding
Source: RefSeq, a predicted model, not a curated record
GAUAUCUGGCCUUCGUGAAAUUGCACUCGUUCAGCUUGCACGCUGGAAUUUGUUACACACUUCUAUUUUUUGAAGCUCUAUGCGUAAGAUACAUGUACAUGACUACCGAAGACGUCAAUUUGUAAUUUUUUCUGCGCAUUUCGAUAGUGUACCCUGAAGAUCUCCCUGACAUAUUUUAGCAGGUAGAAUGGCGACUCCGGAGAUGACGGAAGCGGCCAGCAAGGUUGUAGCUGAGCCUAUGUUUGGUGUGCUGGACAUCCUUCUGAUGAGUGUCAGUCUAGGCAUUGGAGUCUACUGGUUCUUCUUCCGAGGGAAGAAACCUGCUGAGCAACCUACUGUGGUCAAGAAGCUGUCAGUUGCGCCAACAUUAACAAGAAGCAGUAAUAUGGGGUUCAUUGCUAAAAUGAAGUCAUCGGGUAAAAACGUGGUGGUAUUUUAUGGAUCUCAGACGGGCACUGCGGAGGAGUUUGCGACGCGGUUAGCCAAGGAUUCCCAGCGGUUUGGAUUGAAGGGAAUGAUAGCAGACCCAGAGGAAUGUGAAAUGGAGGACCUGUCUCAGUUAUCAGAAAUCGAGAACUCCUUGGCUAUCUUCUGUAUGGCCACGUAUGGCGAGGGUGACCCAACAGAUAAUGCACAAGAGUUCUAUGACUGGCUACAAGAAGGAUCUGUUGGGCUCGCUGGCCUCAGAUAUGCUGUCUUUGGUUUAGGGAACAAGACUUAUGAACACUACAAUGCCAUGGGCAUCUACGUGGACAAACGUUUGGAUGAACUAGGGGCAGAGAGAAUCUAUGAUCUGGGCUUGGGAGAUGAUGACGGAAAUAUGGAAGAAGAUUUUGUGACAUGGAGAGAGCAGUUUUGGCCAGCUGUUUGUCAGCGAUUUGGUGUUCAAGCUACUGGAGAUGAAACAAGUAUCCGUACAUACGCUCUCAAAAUUGAGGAUUUCUUACCAGAGAAGGUAUUCACCGGUGAAGUUGCCAGGCUGGGAUCCUUCAAAACACAGAAACGGCCGUUUGAUUCCAAGAACCCCUUCCUUGCACCAGUCAGAGUCAACCGCGAGUUGCAUAAGGGAGGAGAGAGGUCUUGUAUGCACAUCGAGUUUGACAUCACUGAUUCUAAGAUCAGAUAUGAAGCAGGUGACCAUGUGGCGGUAUUCCCAAUUAAUGACCCGGUGUUGGUUGACAGGAUAGCCCAGCUCCUCGGAGCUGACAUGGACGUUGUCAUUAGCCUGGAUAAUAUGGACGAGGAAGCCAGCAAGAAGCACCCAUUCCCUUGUCCCUGUUCGUACCGUACUGCGUUCUCCCACUACUUGGACAUCACUUCACCUCCUCGUACCAACGUCUUGAAGGACAUCGCUGAGUAUGCCUCAGAUCCCAAAGAGAAGGAGUUCCUGCUUUUGUUGUCAUCCGCUACACCAGAGGGCAAGAGAGAGUACAGUGAGUGGGUGAUCCAUGACCAUCGUAGCAUCGUUGCUAUCCUGGAAGAUCUUCCUUCUCUCAAACCUCCUUUGGAUCAUCUGUGUGAGCUGUUACCUCGCCUCCAUGCUCGUUAUUACUCCAUUUCAUCCUCACCAAAGCUGCACCCGAAUAGCAUCCAUAUCACGGCUGUGCUGACUCGUUACACCACCCGUGUGGGUCGACUGGUCAAUGGUGUAGCCACCUCUUGGCUAAAGGGAAAAGUUCCCAAUGGACCCCAGCACAUCCCGACAGUGCCCAUCUAUGUCCGCAAGUCACAGUUCCGCCUGCCCUUCAAGCCAUCUACGCCUGUAAUCAUGGUGGGACCUGGCACAGGAUUAGCUCCUUUCAGGGGCUUUAUUCAGGAGAGAUACCACUCCAAGGAAGCAGGUAAGACACUGGGAGAGACCAUCUUGUUCUUUGGUUGCCGUCAGCGAGACCACGACUACAUCUAUGAAGAAGAACUAAAGGAUUACCAGGAGAACGGAACACUCUCAGCAGUCUACGUGGCGUUCUCCAGGGAACAGGCAGAGAAGCAGUAUGUCCAACACCUUAUGGUGCAUCAGAAAGAGAAGAUCUGGCAACUUCUUGAACAGGGUGGACACAUUUACGUCUGCGGGGAUGCCCGCAACAUGGCGCCAGACGUUCAGAAAGUGAUUAGAACCAUCAUUAGCGAGCAUGGCGACAAGAGCCACCAGGAGGCAGAGGAUUACAUCAAGAGGUUACAGUCCAAAGGCCGCUAUGCCUGCGACGUCUGGAGUUAAUCCAAUCAAGAGAACGACCCCCAAACAACACCAGACCCAGACAAGACAGCGACGAUGUGCGGAAAAAACACACUACUCUUUGCCAAACUUAUUUCCCUCAGAAUUCUGAAUUUCUGGUUUCCUGCCUUGAACACGUCGUAUUACGCUAAUUAGUAACGUGUAUAAAAAUACGAGUUUUUGUUAGUAACCACAUAAGAUUGCAGAGUGACCAGAAGUGCGCAAUACAUGUCGGUUUAUAUAAUAAUCGGCAACUUAAAUCUUGAACUAUUUUCACACAGGAAUAAAUUCUGUGGAUUGGUCCAGCUGAAAGCUGGUAAAUUUUGGGUCACUUUUCAAGUGUGCUUGUGCAUGUGCACACUCACACAUUCAGGCAUUUGAAAUCCAUAUGAUCAGAAUUUGAAGUCUGUAAAGCAUAUCACUGUGCUAUCAAUCACUCCCCUUUCACAGUAACCAGAGAGUCUUUGUCUAUUUUUUACAGCUGUUUGCCUGUAAUUCUCUGGAUACCUCAUAGCAACACACUCUACCUGCCCAGUCAUACCGAGGCAUAAUCAUUUUGUAGUUCAGAACCUAACUUUCACAUUGUACCUCAAGAUAUAGUCAGAUCAUUGUGGUUUAGUGAUUGCGUGUGUGGCACUUCAGGUGCUGGCUUGACCGAGACAUGAGCUUGUGUCUUCAGACAGUCAUUAUUUCUGGCUUUGGCCAUGUUCUACAGUGAGUCGGUAGCAAAACUUAAUCCAUAGCCAUAUAAUAGGGGAUUUGGAUUGUGCUUGACUGAGCAUUUCAACAUGACUGUGUAGAAGGGAUGUACAUGUAUACUGUGUUGUCACAGGGCAAUCCCAAACCACUUUGUGGGUGUACUGAUAAAGGGACAACAGACCGGCCUCACAUUAGGAUUCAUUUGAGAAAUAGGAGUAUGUGUAAUUGGUUUCAUUGAGUAAGGUGUGGUCUCAUUCAGGAAGUCUAGAGGAAUCUGAUUGGAGAUUUGCUGGUGAUUUAAUAACAAAUUUCAAAAAGUAUCGGGGAAAACAAAACAACAAAAAAAAAGAAACGGGGUUUUCUUGAUGAAGGUGAACUCUUGAGUUUUAAAGCCAAGCAACGUGGAAUUCCAGCUUACUGUGUUUCUUAACUUCUCAGAUCUAACACACCCAAAUUAAGGAUUAUAUCGGCAUCGGUCUGUCGCCAACAAUCUGGUGAACCAAAGUUCAAAGAAUUCCUGAACCGAUGUAAGGUAAACGUUUUGGGGCGGUCUCCACCUUGUAAAUGUCUGCAUUGUGUAAUUUUUAAAAGUGUAAUGAUGUAUUGAACAAAAUUGAAGGCAACAUAAAAUCUUGGCUUGAAGCUUUUGUGUACAUUUUUGGCUUAAACACAUAAACAGCAUAGUUAUACAAAUUUUAUCCAGUUUAUCAUUAAAUCAGGUUUAAUCAAUCAGUGUGAUAGUUACGUAAUGUUUAACCCGUUCAGCAUAAUUUAACAAGUAGACAGCAUAGAAUGUUUUUUUCUGUCUCAUUAGAUGUAGUUUUUAAAUUAAAUAGUAAUCGCAGGUGUUUUAUUUGUAUUUCCCAAGUAAAUGUACUGUUUGUUAAAAAAUAAAAAAGGGAGAUAGGUUGAGAACAAGUUUUGUAAGAUUAGACUGAGUAAAGACUAUGAGAAGGGAUGGAAAUCAUACUUAAAUUGAGAAAAACCUGGAGGUGCACUUGUGCGUGAGAUCAUGGGGAAAUAACUGGGAAGAUGGAACACUUUUACGAUGUUCUUGAAGUCUGAGGUUCAGAUCCCUGUAGGGCUGGGUAACUCUUUAGAACACUGUUCUGGAAUUCUGAAACUCCAAGGUUCAAAAGCUGCUUCUGUCAAGUUAUUUUUGCUUGGUCUGAUAUAAAUGUUUCCUGCAAUGAACUUUGUUGCCCAUUAUGUGGAGUUAAUUCCAAAAUUAGGGGUUAAAUUGAAAUGAUUUAUGUUUUUUGUAGAAUUUGAAGUGAGUUUUCUGAGUUCUGUCAACGGUUAGCCAACAGAAAUCAUUGAUGUAAGGAAAGUGAGACUUGUUAUAAAGGGACUUGUAGUUAAGAUAUUUUGUUAAUAACUGUGAUCAUGUUUAAUGUCAUUGUAUACUGUUGUAAUGUCGCAUGGUUAGUAUUACCUCAGUCAUGUCCGUUUUGAACUCGGCAGACGUAUUAGAAUUUGACGUUUUUGAAUUGUAAUAACCGGUACUCACGGGAAAUGAAGCUGCAUCAUUGAUGUCAUACCCUUCCCGGGAAAAAAAAAGAAAUCUGUUCAAUAUUAGUCUUGACCAUUUUCAUGGAUGUAUCUUAGACCAAGCUGCAAUUUUUUUCGCCAAACGGUUGCGGUUUUCCGUCUUGUGACUGGUCUAUUCUACACAUAUCUAAUGCACAGUUCUUGACCACACAAACCAAACUCAGGCUUUCAAUGGCAUGAGAAUGUUCCUUCCUCACUUGUUAUUUACAAGUUUCAAAAUAGAAAUAAAAUUGAGUGGAUUCAAACCUUGGACUGGGGGUUUCAAGUCAGGACUACUUCUGACCAGUCCAUGCCCCUGCAGCCAAGCAUCGGUGGUUUUAACACCAUUAUUUCUAAUUAUACAACUUCUCUUUAACGUUAACACUCCUCAGUCCUCCAACAGGUGAAGGAUUGAGGAGGGUUAGGGUUAAAGCCUUGGACAAGAUUAUGUAAGCACAGAGGGCACCCUCUUUCGAAACCGUCAGAUCCCUGUUUGGGGGGAAAAAAAUCAGUGACCAGGCCAGCUGCAUUGGUAGAAGUUAGUCUUAAUUUACAGGGAUGCGUUCAUCAGUUGUGGACGUAAUACGUGGAACUUUUUAAAGAAUUGUAUUUAAAAUAUGGCUGAUUUUUAAUUAGAAAGUAAUUUAAUAUCGGGACCAUUUUUGCAUAUAGGAUUUAGUAAACUACUACCACUGAGAAAAAGAACGCUUUUUAUUGGGAAGGGGAACCGAUUCAUAGCGUCUCUUUACUCCCUCUAACAUUGAAAUGGAAUUGCUCGGAGAAAAAAGUUUCCCGGUGUUGUAUAUUUCAAUCAGUUGAAAAGGCUUUAUGAUUCUACUGAGUCAGUUCAAGCGGUGCCUUGUAAACUUGUAGAAAAAGUCGAAAAUGUGGAUGCCUCAAAUUUUUGUCUGGGCCUGCCCAUGCUGAAUAUUGGGUAAAAGAUAUGCAUCAUUACAAGAUGUAUAGUAAGUCCCAAUGUCACUACGCAUGGUCAGUUUGUAGAAAUGGCUCAGAUUUCAGUGGGGUCAGAAUUUCAUGCAACACCAUCUCACAGGAUCUGGGGGGGUCUGCCAAGGCCUACCGAAUUGAAGUGUUUCAGAGUCACUAAUUAGUAAAAUGGGAAUAAGUAUACUUGUACAUAUCCACAAAGUAGAGGCAAUGCAGAUGUGUCAACAGUAAUAAGAACUGAUGUAAAUUAACGAGUUUUUAAGUAAUUUUUUCUACACAAAGUCAUAUUAUGUCAGUAUGCUGUGUGUUGUUGCAUGUAUAAUUGCUUUUUUACUCACCAAAGAAUAUUGAUGUGUAAUCAGAGGAAUUUUGUGGAAUGGAUAUGAAUAUCUGGUAGAUUUUGUUGUGGGGGGAGGGUAGAAUAAUAUAUUGUUGAUAAAUGCAUAUUUCAAUACUUCCCUGCAUCCAAGACAGUUUUCACAAGUUGUCUGUGCACUUCAUUUUCAUAAUUCUGAUGUCUGCUUGAAGAUAUUCCUGGCUUUUAGUGUUCAAAUUUCUUUUCAGCUCAGAAAGAAUGCAAAGUGUAUCGUUACAGCUUCAAUUAUUGGUUUUAAUCUGUAGGAUAAACAUUUCGGUGGAGUUCAUUUCUUUGCUUCAAGGAAUGAGCAUUUUGAUUCAGUAUUUAGCUGGUUGUGUUUAUAACUGCGCUUUGCCAGAACUUGAGGACACAGAAGAACCUCGCACGUGGAAUUCGUCGAGGUCAACUAGGCUGUAAAUAUUGCUUUGAAAAUGAACUUGAGCAAAACUUACUGAACAUGAGCAAGUAGCAGUAUGUAUUACUUUGUAAGCUGUGUGCUUCGCAGUCUUGUGAUGUUGAGAUUAUUACUUAAAACGUGACAAAAUGCUGUAUAUUUUGUUAUGAACUGACAAUUACACGGAAGUCUGACACAUCAUGCUUCAAAAUAAUUUGUGCAUCACUGUCAUUUAUGGCUAACUGUUGCAAGUUUUUAUAGCUUUUUUCCUCAAAGUCAAAAUGAAUUUGAUGUUUUGCAUUUCCACUAAGUUGCAGAUGAAUGGUUGUUAUAGUUUUUCUUUGCUCUCCAAAUAAUUGGUGUCAGAAUCCAUUUAAAAUUUGUAGAACUCAUUCUGAAUAUGUCCGUUUGAAGUUUGGGUUCUAAUUUCUUUUUCAUCUUGUAAGGUUUGAAAUUAGGUUAGCAGAUUCAAGCAUAUGUCAUUCCUAUCUUUUGUCUUCUACUAAAUAUUAAUGUUAAUUAUUAGAAAUGAACACUUGUACAUAUAAGUUUGAAUUCAUUUUACACAAAAGACUAAUAAAUAUUGGAAUUUUUUGCACAAGA